Messenger RNA from Paraphaeosphaeria sporulosa, 1586 nucleotides. RefSeq names its product pectin lyase-like protein. The coding region runs from base 1 to 1548 and encodes 515 amino acids. The transcript has a single exon. The record is from RefSeq and is a predicted model, not a curated record. NCBI's taxonomy places the organism in Eukaryota, Fungi, Ascomycota, Dothideomycetes, Pleosporales, Didymosphaeriaceae.
AUGCUAGGACGCGUCCUACUUCUGACCGCGAGCCUUCUGUCGCUGGCAUCAGCAGAAUGGGUCGACUACGAUAGGCCUUCUAUCUACUCCAAGUCAACGCAGUAUACAGUGAAAGUCAACGGCACCUUCGCGAAUACCGUCAACUAUGCAGACUACGACUACGUCCAGCUGUCUAUGAGCGAAGGGUCCAACACUGAGUUCCGCAUUGCCACGGCAUCUGGAUCCAAGAUCACCGGAACGCCAGUCAUCUCCCCCAAGCAACUACCGAUCGACUACAAAGUCGAUGGGAACGAAUUGAUCUUCAACCUGAAGAAGGUCCACUACAUCAUCCUCAAGCUGAACAAUUUGAAGGAGCUGGUACUUAUGAUCGACCGCAUGGAGGACGGUGCGCCCCCUUCUAAAGGAACAGGCAUCAUGAACGUGCUCAACCAUGGUGCCGACAACAAGGGAAGCGCCGUUACAGAUGGUAUCCAGAAGGCCCUCGAUGCUGCUGGCAAGAAGCCCGGAACCACCGUCUACGUACCGCCCGGCCUAUACCUCGUCGGAAACCUGAUAAUCCCGAGCCAGACGUCCCUAUACCUCGCCGGCGGCUCAGUUCUGCGCAUGACAGGCAAGAAAGCAGACUACAAAGUGCUUUACACCAAAUCUGACCUCGGCGACGGCACAUGGUGGAUCCGCACCGCCUUCGACUCCAAGGACAUCCGCAUUUUCGGCCGCGGCACCAUUGACGGCAACGCCGAGGCCAUGAAGAAAGACAAGCUCAUUGCAUCCAUGGUGGUCCCGGUCGGCACGACGAACUUCAAGAUGGACGGCGUCCUCGUGCGGGACUCGUCGUUCUGGGCUGUGAUCCCGACGCAAGUCACAGGCGCGAAGCUCACGAACAUCAAGAUCCUGAACAACAUCAACGGCAAGCAGAACGACGGCAUCGACGUGCAAGAGUCUAGCGACGUGAAGGUCUGGCGCGCCAUCGCCAUCGCAAACGACGACAGCUUUUCCACCAAAACCUGGCUGAAGGACGUCGGCACCACGGUGCCGUUCCCGUACGACCCGCGCCCGCUGCGCGACGUGUCCUUUGACCAGUGUCUCGCCUGGACGCGCUGCUACGGUUACAAAGUCGGGCAGGGCGUCUACACGGACCAGACCAACGUCGUCUUCAAGAACAGCGUCGUGUACUACGGCGGCGUCGGCCUCGGCAUCGACCACAAAUUCGGUUCUGGCACAGCGCGCAACAUUAGCUUCGUGAACAUGGAUCUUGAAAGGCUGGCUGGGGAGCCCGGAGGCACGGGCACGUGGUUGGCGGUGUUUGUGGAGAAUGUCAAGAAAGGUGUUGGUCCGAUCGAGGAUAUCACGGUGCAGAACGUGCGCGCGAGGAGCACCGGGAAGUACCAUGGGAAGUUGGCUGGGUAUAAUGAGAGUUCGUACCUGGAUGGGGUGGUUAUUUCCGAUGUUUAUAUGCUGGGGAAUAAGACGGCGGCGAAGACGUUGGCGGAGCUGGAUAUCAAGUGGACGCAGUUCUCGAAGAACGUGCAGAUUAAGAACUCGAAGUGAGCUGGCAGGAGGGUUGUCUUUCUGGGCGAUGAGCCGGC